UGCUGGUGUCGAUUGGAGGAGGAUGCCUCUGGAACCCGGGAUGUCCUCCCUUCUCCUGGUCCUUUUUCUGAGUCACGGAGUAACAAGCCAGAGUGAUUUGCAUCCAUUGUUGCAAAAGAUGGCGGAGGAAAUAAUAGAGGGAAGCUAUCUGAAUGCGCUGCUGGAUCUCAUACAGUUUCAAAGCUCCCAAGCAUGGACGGCAGACCUGUCCCACCAAGUGCUGGCCUAUCUGAAUUCGCGGAAUGUUGCUUUCACCAUCCCCAGCCUGCAGGCAGCCAUGGAGAAUUAUCUGGAGCAGCGUUUGUACCAGCCCCAGAAACUACUGCAGGACCUGAGGAAGACUGAUGGCCAGCAAUUCCAUACCGCCAUGAAGUGUCUCUUAGAAGACAAGAAGGAUCACUUGGACCUGAAGGACAUCGUCAUUGACUUGGGAGCGAUUCGGGAACAAGCCUUGCAGAGCCCUGGCCUGAACCGCACCCUGUUUCUGGUCACGCUGGAGAGGUGUUUCCAGGUGUUGAACUCCCUGGAGUGUGUGGAGAUCCUGGGCAGGGUACUGAGGGGCUCCUCAGGCAGUUUCCUCCAGCCGGACGUCACAGAGAGGCUGCCCCAGGACCUGCGCGAGGACACCUUUAAAAACCUCUCCGCCGUGUUCAAAGAUCUCUAUGACCAAACCCCGGCUCGAUCUCAGCGGGCGCUCUACUCCUGGAUGACCGGGAUCCUGCAGACGGCCUCCAACGCCACUGAUGACUCUGUUUCAUGGGUCAGUGCAGAAAAUUUAUGGAUUUUGGGCAGAUACAUGGUUCAUCUAUCAUUUGAGGAAAUUAUGAAGAUCAGUCCUGUCGAGAUUGGGCUGUUCAUCAGUUACGACAAUGCCACCAAGCAGUUGGACACGGUCUAUGACAUCACCCCCGAGCUGGCCCAGGUGUUUCUGCAGAGGAUCAGCUCCUCGGGCUUUGACGUGAGGAACGUCUCCACCAUCCACAGGUUGGGGCUGCUGGUUUGUUUCUAUGAUGACCUGGAGCUGCUGGACGCUGCCCUGGCCCAAGUCCUCCUGCAUCAGAUGAUCAAGUGCAGCCACCUGCGGGGCUUCCAGGCCGAGGUUCAGAAGCUCAAAGCUGACCUCCUGGACAUCGCCACAGAGAACCAGACUCUCAACGAGACCCUGGGCUCUUUGUCGGAUGCGGUUGUGGGUUUGACCUGCAGUCAACUGGAAUCCCUCUCCCCAGAGGCUGUGCAUAGUGCCAUUGCCACCCUUAACCAGGUCUCAGGCUGGGCCAAGAGCCAGGUCAUCAUCUUGUCUGCCAAAUACUUGGCUCAUGAAAAGGUGCUGUCCUUCUACAACGUCAGCCAGAUGGGCGUGCUGCUGGUGGGGGUCGGCACCCAGGCCUUCUACGGCAUGGACCGCAAGGACCUCCUACAGGUCCUGAGAAGCACCAUCUCCCAGCACCUGUCCAAUCUGUCGCCUGCUCAGAAGCAAGGUGUCCUCAGCAAGAUGAUCGAAGUAGGCGACACCACCUCAGGCAUUGUGGAAAUACAAGGGACUCUCUUUAAGGAAGUGUCUCUCUUUGAUUUACGGAAGGAAUCCCGAUUCAACUCUUCAGUUCUGAAAGAGAAGGAGCUUCGAAGGAGCCAGGCCUUGUUCCUGUAUGAGCUUCUGUCAAGGACAACUGGGAGGCCUGAGGAGCUCCUGAGUGCUGGACAGCUGAUCAAAGGCGUGACGUGUUCUCACAUUGACGGCCUGAGCGCUGACUCCUUCCUGGCCCAUUUCCGGUAUUUUGAGAACAACCUUUCCCUGCUUUCCCUGGAUCAGGUUAACUGUUUGGCAUGGAAAUACUGGGAAGUUUCCAGGCUGUCUAUGCCGCCUUUCCUCUUGGCUGCACUCCCGGCCCGCUUCCUGGCUUCUGUCCCAGUGUCCCAGUGCGUGCCUUUUCUGAUCAGCCUGGGGAAGAGUCAACUAGACUCCCUGGUUUUAGAUUCCCGCAAAAAGGAUUUGGUCCUCAGGAAAGUGCAACAGUGCCUGGAUGAUUCCCUUGCUGACGAGUACACUGUGGACAUCGUGGGGAAUCUGCUGUGUCAUUUGCCAGCGACCAUCAUUGAAAGCAGGAUCUCCCCCAGGGCCUGGGCCGCCGCUCUGCAUGGCCUCAGAGACUGCUCAGACCUCAGCCCUGAGCAGCAGGCCGCGGUGAGGCUCAGGCUGCUGGAACAGUGCGGACUUCCUCAGAACUGGACGGCUGAGACUACAAAGGACUUGGGACCUUUUCUAGUACUGUUCUCAGCAAAUGAAUUACGCCCUGUUGCCACAAAGUUUCCUGAUAUCCUUCAACAAACAGCCUUCAAGAUGGCUGGGGUCCUGCUCCCUAAAGAAUUCCUCUGGGCUGUCUUUGAAUCUGUUCGGAACAGCAGUGAGGAGAGCCCCAGUUUUGACCCCAGCCCUGGUUGCCAUGGAAUCGCAGCUCCCUCCUCUGAGCACAUCUUUAAGUUGGCUGAGGCCAAUGCCUGCUGGACCCCCGAGGACCUCCUCUGCAUGGAAGGAGGCACUUUCAUCAGGAGCGUGGAGCUGCUGGGGGCUGUCAGGGGUUUCAGCCAGCCUCAGCUGUUGACCCUGAAGGAGAAGGCGAUUCAGGUUUGGGACAUGCCUUCCUCCUGGAGAGAGCACCAUGUCGUCUCCCUGGGGCGCAUCGCCCUGGCUCUUAAUGCGAGCGAGUUGGAGCAGCUGGACCUCAGCUCCAUAGACACUGUGGCUUCCCUGAGCCAGCAGACAGAAUGGACCCCAGAACAGGCUAAAUCCAUUCUGCAAGGGUUCCUGGAGGAUUCAGGCUAUGGUGUCCAGGAUCUGAAGAGCUUUCAUUUAGUAGGGCUUGGUGCCAUCCUGUGUGCUAUGAAUGUCACUGAAAUUCCACUUAUAAAGAUCUCAGAAUUCAGGGCGGUGGUGGCCAGAAUUGGGACCCUGAUCUGCAGCCCUCAUGUCUUGGCUGAGUUCAAGAGGAAGGCAGAAGUAGUGUUUGGGGAUCCCACGGAAUGGACCAGCUCCGUCUUGCAGGAGCUUGGGACCAUUGCAGCUGGAUUAACUAAGGCAGAACUCCAAACGCUUGACAAGGAAUUGAUGCGGUAUUUCCAGCCAUCAGCAAUAAAAUGCUUUCCUGAUGAGAUAUUCAAAGAGCUGUCCCCGGAGCAGAUCGCUUCCUUGGGUCCGGAGAAUGCCGCCGCGGUGACCCACGCCCAGCGCCUGCAGCUCAGCACGUCACAGCUGCAGAGCCUCCAGCGAGCACUAGAUGGCGCCAAGGCUCACUCCUGGCAGGACGUGCCCGCCAGCGCCAGCCCCACCGGGACGUCCUCCGCAGGUUCUCCCCCAGGAGCGCCCAUGGCCUGGGGUCUUUGGCUUGGGGCCCCCCUGCUGCCUCUAAUGACUGACCCUCUGUGGUGA
This is a messenger RNA of Sciurus carolinensis (gray squirrel), 3424 nucleotides long. RefSeq names its product otoancorin (gene Otoa). Gene Ontology annotation, biological process: cell-matrix adhesion. NCBI's taxonomy places the organism in Eukaryota, Metazoa, Chordata, Mammalia, Rodentia, Sciuridae. The transcript is spliced from 28 exons. Gene Ontology annotation, cellular component: cell surface. Bases 23 to 3424 code for a protein of 1133 amino acids. The record is from RefSeq and is a predicted model, not a curated record.